GAAGAGUUGGAGGUCGCCCGGCUCAUCAAAGACAUCUUCAGCCUGAAAGCCAAGAAGUACAUGAUCAUCUUGUUCACCCGCAAAGAAGACCUGGAGGGACGCUCUCUUCACGACCUGCUGUCCUCCAACGACAACGACGUCAGCUUGGCGCUCCUGCGGUCGCAAAUUCAGAGUUGCGGGAACCGGUGCCUGGCUUUUAACAACAGGGCGGUCGGGUCGGAACGCUGGGCUCAGGCGGAUGAACUGAUCCGGAUGGUGGACGAGCUCGCACGGAAGAACGAGCCGAUGCCGUACUACACCAAAGACAUGUUGGAGGCGGACCAAAAGAGCUGGCCGUGGUGGCCAUGUUCCCUCCUGUGAUACGGAGCGUC
This is a messenger RNA of Pseudonaja textilis, 371 nucleotides long. The record is from RefSeq and is a predicted model, not a curated record. NCBI's taxonomy places the organism in Eukaryota, Metazoa, Chordata, Lepidosauria, Squamata, Elapidae.